This is a messenger RNA of Aureobasidium pullulans EXF-150, 2092 nucleotides long. RefSeq lists its product as uncharacterized. The coding region runs from base 231 to 1622 and encodes 463 amino acids. Gene Ontology annotation, biological process: spliceosomal tri-snRNP complex assembly. The record is from RefSeq and is a predicted model, not a curated record. NCBI's taxonomy places the organism in Eukaryota, Fungi, Ascomycota, Dothideomycetes, Dothideales, Saccotheciaceae. The transcript has a single exon.
CAAGAUUUACUGAUCCGGACCUGUCGAGUGGAAUUUUCUGAGGACUGCUCUUCAAAACAUAGACAAGAGUUUGUAUCUGCGCUUAGCCUUCAUCAAGCCACCAGAUCACCAAAGAACUCCAUGCCGGUCCAAAGUCAGACACUUCAUCCAUCGUUCUAAGCACACAUCUCUUGCGAACACAGACCGUAACAAUUUGAUACAACACACACAUCUUCUUGGAAAUGCCCAACAUGGAUGCCAUAUCACCAGCAAUCUUGCUCCUGAAUCUGCCACCCUCGGCUUUGGGUGGCAUGGAUUUGCUUUCCUUCACCACAACGCCAAAAUUCAAAGGCAUCAAGAACAUCCCUUCUGGUCUUCAUUUCGUCUUCGUCGGCUCGACAAGCACCCUAUCUGUCCGCCACGGCGUCUGGAUCAAAGUAAACGCGCCUUCUUCUUCUAGUCCGCCGGACUUCUUCAUUCGAAAAUGGGACUCAAGUAGCGAAGAAUUGAUAGCAGAAACCGACGUGACUACACUGUUACAGCAGCGUGCCAAUUUGGGCAAGAUCUGGAGAGACAACUUGACACCGUAUCGGCAGAGCGCUUCACAAGAUACUACGGCGGUAGAAGACUCAAAUCGUUGGGUGCAACUGACAGACUGCAUCUCUGAAUCGCUUCUAACCCGCGUGUUGGAUGCAGAUACUGAGACCUGGACUCUCACAUCUUCCAGCAGCGCGAAGCAAGACUUCGACGAAAUUCCAGGCCUCUCUGCAUCCGACCUCACCGGAAAUGAGCGUGAGCUGCAUCUUCUGUCUGUAGACCUCAGGAAAACAUGGCGUCAGGGAGCCACUGGUCGUGAGAGGACAGAAGCCGCACAGGAUCGCUCGUGGGCCCUUGCAGAUCUCACCACUCGUUUCUGUAAUGACGAUAUGAAUCAAAUCAUCGGCGAGCUACAAUUCUGUUUCGCCAUGGUAUUGACUCUGAAUAAUUACUCUUGUCUGGAGCAAUGGCGCAGAAUACUUGACCUUAUUCUCACUUGCGUCAGUGCCGUCACCACGCAUCCAUCCUUCUUCGUUCGAGCACUCGCAACAGUAAAGCUUCAACUGCAACACGGCCAGGACGUUGAGACAGGGCUGUUUGAUCUCAGCGACGACGGCGCAACGUUCCUCAAGUCAUUGCUUCUGCGCUUCAAGAAAGCUCUUGACCGCCUACCGGGUAGCGCACACGCCGAUGUCAUAGACGAGCUAGACGAUCUACUCGCCUACACGCAAGAAACCCUAGGCUGGCAGAUACAACAAGGGUCUUUCGCACGAACCGGCAUGCUCAGUCUCGAAGAUGGCGAAGAAGUCGAAAUGGACAAUACUGCUUUCGACGAAGAUGACGAGGCCGGCGAGUACGCACCUACCAUCGUUGAGUUGUCUGCCGAGCAAAUGGAGCUUCUGGGCAUUGAGUCGAUACAACAAGUAAUGAACGGUAACAAAACACCUAACCUACGAGACCGUAUACAGAAAGAUCAGACGGACGCUGGACGGGACGGAUACCAAUACGAGGUUCAGAGCGACGAGGAGUCUGAGAAAGGAUUACCAGCAUUUGAUGAAGACGAGGAGGAAGAGCUAGACCUGGAAGACAUGGAUGCGCGAUACUGAGCUCGACAUGUUUACAAAAACAUGUCCUCAGGACGCGAUACCAGCAGAUACAUGCUGCGCACUAAGAUCUGGCAGCAUAAAGAUCAACAAGAGGCCGCAGCCCUCAUCAGCGAACCGCGCCAUCCAAGUAUUCUUGUCCUAGAGAUAUCUCGGAAGGAGUCAGCAAAAACGGCUUUGACCCGCACCGAAGCAGUCGUGGCCUUGAGCAGACGGUCUUCGCUACAGCUCGAAUUCGAACAGGGAGGCCAGCGACCACUUAUUUGCUCUCAUACAGAGCGCGCAUAUUGCGGGUCAGUAUGUCGGGGUCCUCGAGAGCGAUCAGACCAAAAAGAUACAGAGUGAUUGACAGCAUUGGCAUGUUGUUUUUGAUUGACUUGGAGAGCGAGAAGAAAUCGAAAGAAUGGAGUAGUGACAUCUCCAGUUUAGCAUUAACGUUACUCUACUGUAAUAGACGAACUGUUCAGCGUGAC